Acaulospora morrowiae is the source of this 184-nucleotide messenger RNA. Lineage: Eukaryota; Fungi; Glomeromycota; Glomeromycetes; Diversisporales; Acaulosporaceae. The record is from the annotation of a GenBank genome assembly.
GCAUCGGUUGAUGGGAAUUCUAAAGGAAUAUGUCGCUUCUCCCGCCCUAUCCAAACCCUCAUCGACUACCUAUCAUUCUUAUUCUAUAUUUCAAGCUUCGAGUAUUCUUGAUUGUUAUGAUAGCGAAUUAGAAGAUCAUUUCUGUAGAAUUUUGGUGAUAGGAAAAUUUGUGCGUUAUUUAUAG